AUGUUGAGGAAUUCCCUCUGUCGAGCCAGCUCGCAGCUGCUCCGCGGCGCUCGAUACUCCGCUACCUCGUCUUCCGCCUUCGUCUCGACCAACUCGGCCAGGACUUCAUCAUGGAAGCUCGCGUCUGCUCGCCGCCCUCUGGCCGUCGCUGGCCGUCGCACCUAUGCCACCAGCGCGACCAACUCGCCCCCCGAUCCCAGCGAUAACUUCCUCUCCGGAAGCACCGCCAACUACAUCGACGAGAUGUACAUGCAGUGGAAGCAGGACCCAGAGAGCGUCCACGUCUCGUGGCAGAUCUACUUCCGGAACAUGGAGAGCGGUGACAUGCCCGUCUCCCAGGCCUUCCAGCCGCCCCCCAACCUGGUUCCCAAUAUGACCGGCGGCGUCCCUCGUCUCUCCGGCACCCUCGCCAUGGAGGAUGGCUCCGACGUCACCAACCAUCUCAAGGUCCAGCUUCUCGUCCGCGCCUACCAGGCCCGCGGUCACCACACUGCCAACAUCGACCCUCUCGGCAUCCGCAACACCAGCGACGCAACGGGCUUCGCCAACGCCAGGCCCAAGGAGCUUACUCUCGAGCACUACCAGUUCACUGAGAAGGACCUUGAUACCGAGUACACCCUUGGCCCUGGUAUCCUGCCCCGAUUCAAGCGCGACGGUCGCGAGAAGAUGUCCCUCCGGGAAAUCGUCGCCACUUGCGAAAAGGUUUACUGCGGCUCCUUCGCCGUUGAGUUCAUCCACAUCCCCGAUCGCGAGAAGUGCGACUGGCUCCGUGAGCGCCUCGAGGUGCCCCAACCCUUCAAGUACUCCAUUGAUGAGAAGCGCCGCGUUCUUGACCGUCUCAUCUGGAGCUCCAGCUUCGAGAACUUCCUCGCCACCAAGUAUCCCAACGACAAGCGAUUCGGUCUCGAGGGUUGCGAGACCCUUGUUCCUGGUAUGAAGGCCCUCAUCGACCGCAGUGUCGACUACGGUGUCAAGGAUAUUGUCAUUGGUAUGCCCCAUCGUGGCCGUCUCAACGUUCUCAGCAACGUCGUCCGAAAGCCCAACGAGUCCAUCUUCAGCGAGUUCGCUGGCACUGCUGGUGGUGAGGACGAGGGCUCUGGCGACGUCAAGUACCACUUGGGUAUGAACUUUGAGCGUCCCACUCCCUCUGGCAAGCGCGUCCAGCUUUCCCUGGUCGCCAACCCCUCCCAUCUUGAGGCUGAGGACCCCGUCGUUCUGGGCAAGACCCGCGCUAUCCAGCACUACAACAACGAUGAGAAGACUCACCGCACCGCCAUGGGCGUCCUCCUUCACGGUGAUGCUGCCUUCGCCGGUCAGGGUAUCGUCUACGAGUGUCUCGGCUUCCACUCCCUCCCCGCCUUCUCCACUGGCGGUACCAUCCACCUCGUUGUCAACAACCAGAUCGGUUUCACCACCGACCCCCGUUUCUCCCGCUCCACUGCCUACUGCACGGAUAUCGCCAAGGCCAUCGAUGCCCCCAUCUUCCACGUCAACGCCGACGAUGUCGAGGCUGUCAACUUUGCCUGCCAGCUGGCUGCCGAUUGGCGCGCUGAGUUCCAGCAAGAUAUCGUCAUUGACCUUAACUGCUACCGAAAGUACGGCCACAACGAGACUGACCAGCCCUCGUUCACCCAACCUCUCAUGUACAAGCGCAUCAACGAGAAGGAGCCUCAAAUCGACGUCUACGUCAACAAGCUCCUCCAGGAGGGCACCUUCACCAAGGAGGAUGUUGAGGAGCACAAGCAGUGGGUCUGGGGAAUGCUCGAGGAGAGUUUCACCAAGUCCAAGGAGUACACCCCCACCUCCAAGGAGUGGACCACCUCGGCCUGGAACGGCUUCAAGUCACCCAAGGAGCUGGCCACUGAGGUCCUGGACCAGAACGAGACUCGCGUCGACGGCAAGUCUUUGGAGCAUGUUGGCGAGGUCAUUGGAUCCGCUCCCGAAGGCUUCCAGGUUCACCGUAACCUGAAGCGUAUCCUCACCAACCGCACCAAGUCAGUUAUCGAUGGCAAGAACAUUGAUUUCCCCACUGCUGAGGCUCUUGCAUUUGGAACUCUCGUCACUGAGGGUUACCACGUCCGUGUUUCCGGUCAGGAUGUUGAGCGUGGUACCUUCUCUCAGCGUCACGCCGUCUUCCACGACCAGGAGACCGAGGCUACUUACACUCCUCUCCAGAACCUGAGCAAGGACCAGGGCAAGUUCGUCAUUUCCAAUUCGUCUCUGAGCGAGUUCGGUGUCCUUGGCUUUGAGUACGGCUACUCUCUGUCGUCGCCCAAUGCCCUUGUCAUGUGGGAGGCCCAGUUCGGUGACUUUGCCAACAACGCCCAAUGCAUCAUUGACCAGUUCAUCGCCUCUGGCGAGGUCAAGUGGAUGCAGCGAAGCGGUCUCGUUGUUUCCUUGCCCCACGGCUACGAUGGCCAGGGCCCUGAGCACUCUUCUGGCCGUCUGGAGCGAUACCUCCAGCUCAGCAACGAGGACCCUCGCGAGUUCCCCUCUGGCGAGAAGCUUGAGCGCCAGCACCAGGACUGCAACAUGCAGAUUACCUACAUGACGACCCCUGCCAACCUGUUCCAUGCUCUGCGCCGACAGAUGCACCGACAGUUCCGAAAGCCACUCAUCAACUUCUUCUCCAAGGCUCUGCUCCGUCAUCCCCUGUCCCGCUCCGAUAUUGAGGACUUCACUGGUCCCGACGCUGGCUUCAAGUGGAUCAUCCCCGACCCCGAGCACCAGACCGGCGCGAUCAAGGCUCCCGAGGAGAUUGACCGAGUCAUUCUGUGCUCUGGUCAGGUUUGGGCUGCCCUGCACAAGUACCGUGCUGAGAACAACAUCGACAACGUCGCCGUCACUCGCCUUGAGCAGCUGAACCCCUUCCCCUGGCAACAACUCAAGGAGAACCUUGACAUGUACCCUAACGCCAAGACCAUCGUCUGGGCCCAGGAGGAGCCCCUCAACGCCGGUGCCUGGAGCUUCACCCAGCCUCGCAUUGAGACUCUGCUCAACGAGACUGAGCACCACGACCGCAAGCACGUCAUGUACGCCGGCCGCAACCCCAGCGCGUCGGUGGCCACUGGCCUCAAGUCGGUGCACACCAAGGAGGAGCAGGAGUUCUUGAACAUGGCUUUCACCGUGAAGCAGGACAAGCUCAAGGGCGAGUAA
Messenger RNA from Ilyonectria robusta, 3156 nucleotides. Its product is annotated as thiamine diphosphate-binding protein. The transcript has 2 exons. NCBI's taxonomy places the organism in Eukaryota, Fungi, Ascomycota, Sordariomycetes, Hypocreales, Nectriaceae. Gene Ontology annotation, biological process: tricarboxylic acid cycle. The record is from RefSeq and is a predicted model, not a curated record. The coding region runs from base 1 to 3156 and encodes 1051 amino acids. Gene Ontology annotation, cellular component: oxoglutarate dehydrogenase complex; mitochondrion. Gene Ontology annotation, molecular function: oxoglutarate dehydrogenase (succinyl-transferring) activity; thiamine pyrophosphate binding.